AAUUUGCGCUUUUGUAAUGUCCGCAACCUGGUAAAUUGUUGCGUAGAUUGCCUCGCUCUGAAGUCAUUGCUAAAAGUGCUGGGAUGCUCCUAUGCCGCUCACCAAUGUUUAUUUCGGCUAAUCCAGGCCAUUCGUGAUGGUGUCUUGGACGCAGUGAUAAACAAGGAGCAUGGUUACAUGGAACCGACUCGGGAAAGUGAUGUGUAUUCAACAUGCGAGCCAUCGAUCCAAUUCCACCAUCGCUGUAAUUUCCUUUUCAACAUCCGGAACCAGGCUGUUAAAGCCAUGCGUUAUCCGCUCAAGAAAAAAUACUCGAGACCCAAACUAAGAAAGGUAGGUACUAUGCGAGCUGAAGUAAAUCAGUCACAACGCCCUAUUUCUGAGCAAAUUUCAGCUGACAAAGUGAAAGUCACGGUUGAAGGCGACGCCACUAAGGAUGUAGACUUGCUUACUCUUGAAGACAUCCGUGAUCAAAUUCGUUAUAUUGAAAAAGCUGUCGUCACCAAAGAGCUUCAUUUUAUGACUCGAGUCCUUCGUAGCAUCCUUCCGAUUCGUCGAAAGCUCAACAGCAGUGUUUUGCGUGGUUUGGUCCAGGCCUACUUUGUUCCACAAUCUCAACAAUGGUCAUACUUUAUGGAACACCUUCCUGAGUCAAUGGAUGCUCCACCGAAAUUAAACUACAGGCAGUUCAAGUCUCAAAAAUCAGCCACCCUUCUCCCGGAGGUUGAGGUUUAUCUCCAUCUAUUGUUGCUCAUUCAUCUAUUGGACCAAGGUAAACCUAAGGAGGCAACAAAGUGCUCCACUCGUUUGAUGGAGAGAACUCAGGAAACCGGUCGCCGUACAAUGGCGGCACUCGCCAGUCGCUGUUUCUACUACCACAGUAGAGCAUUUGAGCUAGAUGACCGACUGGAAGAGAUCCGUUUGUUCCUUCACACUCGCCUUCGAUCGGCCACGUUAAAGAAUAAUUACGACUGUCAGGCUGUUCUCAUCAAUCUGCUAUUGCGGAACUACCUUCACUACAAUCUCCAUAACCAGGCCUCGAAACUGGUUAGCCGCGUUCGGUUUCCUGAGUCAGCUACCAAUAAUGAAUGGGCUCGGUUUCUUUACUACCUAGGUUUUAUAAAAGCCAUCCAGCUGGAUUACAAUGCAGCCCAUGACCACUUGGUUUCUGCUCAACGCAAGGCGCCUCAACAGACGGCAGUUGGUUUCAGACAGGCACUGAACAAACUAAACACUGUCGUUGAAUUGUUGCUAGGCGAAUUGCCUGACCGAAGCAUAUUCCGACAGGCCGACCUCAAGGAUGCCCUUCAUCCAUACUUCCAGCUCACUCAAGCCAUUCACGCUGGUGAUUUGGGGCAAUUCAACAAUGUCCUUAAGGCCUACUCCCAACGAUUCAUUCAUGACAAAACCUACACCCUCAUUCUGCGUCUUCGUCACAAUGUAAUCAAAACGGGCGUUCGCAGGAUCUCCCUUAGCUACUCGAAGAUAUCUCUCGUGGACGUUGCUGAGAAGUUGCAGCUCGAUAGUCCCGAGGAUGCGGAAUACAUAGUAGCGAAGGCCAUCCGUGACGGCGUCAUUGACGCAGUUAUAAACAGGGAGCGUGGGUUUAUGGUAACGACCGAGCCCAGUGAUCUGUAUUCAACACGCGAGCCAAUGGACCAAUUCCACCAGCGCAUUACUUUCUGUCUCGGAAUCCGGAACCAGGCUAUUAAAGCCAUGCGUUAUCCACCCAAGCAAUACAGUAAGGACCUUGAAUCGGCCGAGGAACGCCGUGAACGUGAACAACAGGAAAUGGAGAGUGCAAAGGAACUUUCGGAAGAUGACUUUGACGCUUUCCCUUAG
This is a messenger RNA of Mesocestoides corti, 1842 nucleotides long. The record is from the annotation of a GenBank genome assembly. NCBI's taxonomy places the organism in Eukaryota, Metazoa, Platyhelminthes, Cestoda, Cyclophyllidea, Mesocestoididae.